This is a messenger RNA of Anopheles merus, 3307 nucleotides long. RefSeq lists its product as uncharacterized. Bases 1231 to 2958 code for a protein of 575 amino acids. Lineage: Eukaryota; Metazoa; Arthropoda; Insecta; Diptera; Culicidae. The transcript has 2 exons. The record is from RefSeq and is a predicted model, not a curated record.
AUGUCCCGUAAAACAGUUGUAAUAUCCUUUGCGAUCCUCGCGUUAUUCAGUAUUCGCUCACAGGCCGAUCGACAAGAGCAAGUAAUAGAUUAUGUAACCAAUAUCACCCACAAUCUUCAGAUCCAACAUUCUGGAGUAUUUAAUUGCUGGCUACUACAGUUUUCCAACAAAUCUGUACUAUCACCGAUGCUGAACGACACCGCACAACGCCUGAGUAAUCUACAUGUAAGUCUGUUACUAGCGAACCAUUGGGGUCAGCAUGUUCCUACAUUCCGAGAGCCCAACAUGGUCAUAACCAUGGUCAACUGUGGGGAAACCAACAGCAAACAUUUGACAACUUCUACAUGUUACAGUUCAAACGAAGAGCAAAUUAAAGUCAACUUGCUCGUUUGGUGGUUGACUAUGAACCAAUUUAUUACAAAAGAAGGCAUUGGCUACUAUGGCUAGGAAGCGAAAUUCUGCUGAGGCAAAACCACUGUUUGGUAGUCAUAGCCUACUACACUACACAUUUACACACUUCUACAUAUUUUAAAUUAAAGAUCUGUCAGAUUUAAUCGAACUGAACAGCCAACAAUUUAAUAGCCAGCUAAAUCACGUCAAAUAAAAAGCAUUACCAUACCCUUGAUGACCGCAACAGCUUUUCUAACUUACGAUGCUGUCAGUUUAAAUCACAGCAUCAAGCUGGCUGCGUACGUACGCAGCCAUCGUGGGGUGAUGUUCAGUUGAAGGUGCAGUUUAAAAAAUAUGAAAAGAAUUCAAUCAGAACAAAGUAGGCUUUUUAUAAAAUUGAUUAAAUCGCAUCAUAUCUGUAAUUGUAAAAAUAGCUUAAAAUUAAACUUUAUUAGUUUACCAAAUCAUUUAGCAUCAAGGCUUAUAAAAAACGAGCAAUUGAGUCUAGUACGGCUAUAUUAAGCUUACAGCAUUAUAUAGGUGUCAUUACGACAAUUCUUGUGGCAAGGUUAAACCAUCGUACUGUUCGUAAGUUAAUCCUUCUACGCUAUAUUCCAGUUUAUUUCGUUCGUUCCAUUUCAUUUACUUGAUGUCUUAAACAGUUUAAUGAAUAAUUAUUGCACGUGAUAACACCUCUGGUCACCAAUAAUUAGACAAUCAUUAUUAAAUUGCUACUGAAACCCAACUAUAAACGGAAUAAUUACUAGACAAUUUGAAACAAAAUCGUUAAGCAAAUUAUGGUUUCAAGUUUAGUGUGCUUGAAAGCGGCCUUCGUUGAACAUGUUCCGCAAGAUUGUUCGAAUAUCCUUUGCGAUCCACGCUUUACUCAGUAUUCGUGCACAGGCCGAUCGACAAGAGCAAAGUUUAGAUUAUCUAACCAAUAUCACCCACAAUCUUCAGAUCCAACAUGCUGAAGUGUUUAAUUGCUGGCUACUACAGUUUUCCAACAAAUCUGUACUAUCAACGAUGCUGAACGACAUCGCACAGCGCCUGAAUAAUCAAGAUGUCAGUCUGUUGCAAGCGGACCAUCGGGGUCAGCAUGUUCCUACAUUCCGAGAGCCCAACUUGGUCAUAAUACUGUGGGGAAACCAACAGCAAACAUUUAACAACUUCUACACCAGCCAGUGGAUAGUGAACAUACCGCCCGAAUGUCCUACCAUUGUCCUGUUUGAACAUGAUGAAACUGGGACUGAUCAGCCAAGGAAAAUUGGAGAGUAUUUCCAAACGAGAUUGGUGUUCUACUUCAUAUUGAUCGCAAUCAACGAGGACGCCGUGUUCUGCUUUCGUUAUCAACCGUUACGCAUCACGAGUCACUCCGGCCUCCCCACGCUCGAUCAACUGUUCUUCGACCGGCUACAGACGAUGCAGUUCAAAAGUUUAGUGGCCGGAUACGUUAAGGAUUACUACACAUCCAUUUACUGUGAAAAGCUGCACGGUGAGGACACAAUGCUGUUUCUUCUCUUUGCUGAAACGCAACAACUAACACUUCAUUUGCAACAGCUUCGAUGCAACAGCAAUGAAUCUCUGGCCCAGUGUGUAUCGCGGUAUAAUCCGAUACAUUUGAUGCUAAAUCGAUAUUUUAUGGUGCAGUACGACAAAUUCGCCGUAAGUGGUGUAGCCAUGGAACAGUUCGCUAUUGCCACACCGAAGGGACGCUUGCUUACUGUGUGGGAAAUUAUGCUCAAACCAUUCCAGCAGUCUGCCUGGGGCAUGAUACUGGGCAUCCUUGUAACCUAUCAGAUAAUCCAUCAACUGAAGCCGACACUUUUCUCCAACAAUCUGCUAGCUUUGGCACUCUUUGGGUUUGAUAAGCGACAGCUAGUCCUUUCCAAAAGCAUCGAGAAAAUAACCGCUUGUGCAUUGAUCGUGCUAUUUUUCCAACUCAAGUGUGCGUACGAGGCAAAGCUUGUAUCGUACAUCACCGAAGCGCCACGUGUCCCAGACGCUAAGUCAGUUGAAGACUUGCGCGAACGCAACAUCACUGUACAUUAUAGAAGUUUCAAUAUUACGUUAGUGCAUAAACUACACGGUAUGGUCAAGUUCUACGGCAAAGAUCAAUUCGAAUUCGAUGGAAUAACGAUUGUGGAAAAUCGUGCUGCUCUGAUUACGGAAAAACUAUUUGCCGAUAACAUGGACGGCUACGGAACGCAAUACACACUACUGAGCGAGAAUGUGUACGAGGCUAUUCCGUUUUACGUAUUUGGCGCCAAGUCCCUGCUGGUAAGGCGCUUUCAUAACUUUCAACAGCGCGUCUUCGAAGCCGGUAUGCAGCAGCGCUGGCGUCGGGAAUAUUAUAAUUGCUUUCUAUGGUACAUCAUUCGAGAUCGACUUAAGUACACAUAUCAUUCCGAACGUACAUACGAUGGAUCAUCUAUUAUCAUUAGCUACAACCAUCUCAAGCCACUGUUGCUGUUUUUCUUCGUUCAAUGGACCUUGGAGGUAAUGGUUUUUGGGAUCGAAAUAUUGGUGGGAAUAUUUAAACGAUCGCAAUACAUUGAUGUCAUAUAACGUGUGUCGAUAAAAUUCUUCAAUCGUUACUGCAAUUUUGUUUUAAAUGUUAUAAAUUAAAUCUCGUGAACAGGACAGACAUGCUUUUUGGUGUGUUAUUCCCCGAUCGUCAUCAUGCCAUGAUCGUAAGCCUUGUAAAUGUACAUUUUUGGGUCCAUUUUGGCUAAGACUAGAAACCAUGUGAUUGUAAGCGAUGUUAUCACAAGUAAUCGAGAUGCCUCGAGGCAACGGUUUUUUUUUACAGACUGUGGAUUAAGUACGCAGGGAUGAAAAUGUAUUGAAAUUAUCUAGAACCUAAUUGUGCUGUGCUUAAGGCCAAAUCAAUCUACGAACAUAUAGUCCAAAUCAA